AUGGCUACAGAGUACCACAAGUCGACAACAGACGUCCCGAGGCCAACGAAACCAAUCAUGGUGGAGCUAGAUAGCAAUGGUCCAUCUCCACCACCAAUCAAUAAGGAAAAAGGAAAUAAAAGUGAUACCACCAGGACAACCUUACACAGUAGUCGGGGUGGCUCUGCGACAACAUUCCUUCGCAAAGCGCAAAGUAGCUGCUCUCAAUAUUGGAAUGCACCCACAUCGACACAGCUUAUCGGGUUCCUCACUCUCCUCAUAUCCGGCACAUUUUUGCUCUUCUUUACAGGGAUCACAAUCACUAUAGGAAUUCUCACUCUCCUCUUCUUUGCCCCGUUGGUAAUCAUCUCAAGCCCUAUAUGGAUCCCCAUUGGCACGCUUCUCUUUAUUCUCGUCUCUGGAUCUUUGAUGCUAAGCAGUUGCCUUGUGGCCUUCGUUGCUGGGUCAUCAUGGAUGUAUAGCUAUUUCAGAGGGAUGCAUCCACCUGGCUCGGACCAAGUGGAUCAUGCCAGGAGCCGGAUUGUUGACACUGCUACCCAUGUCAAGGACUGUGCCAAAGAAUAUGGUGGGUACAUGCAGAACAAGACCAAUAAGGAUGUUGCUCCGGGAGCCUAG
This is a messenger RNA of Linum tenue, 615 nucleotides long. NCBI's taxonomy places the organism in Eukaryota, Viridiplantae, Streptophyta, Magnoliopsida, Malpighiales, Linaceae. The record is from the annotation of a GenBank genome assembly.